Messenger RNA from Carica papaya (papaya), 3321 nucleotides. Lineage: Eukaryota; Viridiplantae; Streptophyta; Magnoliopsida; Brassicales; Caricaceae. The record is from RefSeq and is a predicted model, not a curated record.
CAUGAGCGGCAAAGAGAGAGCAGGACGAGAGAUAGGCGUAGAGGUAGAGACAGAGGCAGGGAAAGAGAAAGAGACGGAGACAGCAGUUAUAGGAAUAGGGACAGACAUAGAGAUAGAUAUGAUAGAUUAGAUCGGCACAGAGACCGGAACUAUGACGGGGAUUAUGAUAGGAGAAGGGAUAAGGACAGGGAUAGGCAUAGGCAUAGAAGAGAUGGACAUGAGGAGAAUGGAGAUAGAAGGGAGUCUGACAAAGAUGAGGAUCGAGGGAGCAAUAGGCGGCACAUAUCAAAUGAACCCGAACUAUACAAAGUGUACAAAGGGAGGGUGUCAAGAGUGAUGGACACAGGCUGCUUCGUGCAAUUGAACGAUUUGAGAGGGAAGGAGGGUCUGGUGCAUGUCUCGCAGAUUGCUACUAGGAGGAUUAGUAAUGCUAAAGAUGUUGUGAAGCGGGAUCAGGAGGUCUAUGUGAAGGUGAUUUCUGUUUCGGGUCAGAAAUUGAGUCUUUCUAUGAGGGACGUUGAUCAGGAGACUGGCAAGGAUUUACUUCCUCUGAAGAGGAGCUCAGAUGAUGAUGCCUUUAGGACUAAUCCUUCAGGGUCCAAGGAGGGGCCAGUGGCUACAACUGGGCUUUCAGGGAUUUCGAUUAUGGAGGAAAACAAUACUGUUCCAUCACGCAGGCCAUUGAAGAGAAUGAGUUCGCCCGAGAGAUGGGAGGCGAAGCAGUUGAUUGCCUCUGGUGUCUUGAGGGUGGAUGAGUAUCCAAUGUAUGAGGAUGAUGGAGAUGGAUUGCUCUAUCAAGAAGAGGGUGCUGAGGAGGAGCUUGAGAUUGAGUUGAAUGAAGAUGAGCCUGCAUUUUUGCACGGGCAAACCAGAUAUUCUGUUGAUAUGUCACCAGUGAAGAUAUUCAAAAAUCCUGAAGGUUCGUUGAGUCGUGCAGCUGCACUUCAAUCUGCACUCAUAAAGGAGAGGAGGGAAGUGCGAGAACAGCAGCAGAGAACCAUGCUCGAUUCAAUUCCAAAAGAUCUUAAUCGACCAUGGGAGGACCCAAUGCCAGAAACUGGUGAGAGGCAUCUUGCACAGGAGCUUAGAGGUGUUGGCUUGUCAGCUUAUGAUAUGCCCGAAUGGAAGAAAGAUGCAUUUGGAAAAGCUCUAACUUUUGGGCAGAGAUCAAAGCUCUCCAUCCAGGAGCAGAGGCAGAGCUUGCCUAUUUACAAAUUAAAAAAGGAGUUGAUACAGGCCGUGCAUGAUAACCAAGUCCUGGUUGUCAUUGGUGAGACAGGCUCCGGAAAGACUACACAGGUGACACAGUACCUUGCAGAAGCAGGCUACACCACAAGAGGUAAGAUUGGUUGUACUCAGCCACGUAGGGUAGCAGCAAUGUCUGUUGCUAAGAGAGUUGCAGAGGAGUUCGGUUGUCGCUUGGGGGAAGAAGUUGGGUAUGCAAUUCGGUUUGAAGAUUGCACUGGACCAGAUACUGUGAUCAAGUACAUGACUGAUGGUAUGCUUCUUAGGGAGAUUCUUAUUGAUGAGAGCCUCUCUCAGUACUCUGUUAUCAUGCUUGAUGAAGCUCAUGAGAGAACAAUUCACACUGAUGUCCUUUUUGGAUUGCUUAAACAUCUUGUAAAAAGGAGACCUGACCUUCGAUUGAUUGUCACCUCAGCUACAUUAGAUGCUGAGAAGUUCUCAGGGUACUUUUUCAAUUGUAAUAUUUUCACAAUCCCCGGAAGAACUUUUCCUGUUGAGAUACUUUAUACCAAGCAGCCAGAAAGUGACUACUUAGAUGCUGCUCUGAUUACUGUCCUACAGAUUCACUUGACAGAGCCUGAAGGUGAUGUCCUCCUCUUCUUGACUGGUCAGGAAGAGAUUGAUUUUGCAUGCCAGUCUCUUUAUGAGAGGAUGAAAGGACUGGGUAAAAACGUUCCUGAGCUUAUUAUUUUGCCAGUAUAUAGUGCUCUUCCUAGUGAAAUGCAAUCUAGGAUUUUUGAACCUGCCCCUCCAGGAAAGAGGAAAGUGGUUGUGGCAACAAAUAUUGCUGAAGCAUCUUUGACAAUUGAUGGGAUAUACUACGUCGUUGAUCCUGGUUUUGCAAAGCAAAAUGUUUAUAACCCAAAGCAAGGGCUAGAAUCAUUGGUGAUAACUCCCAUUUCACAAGCAUCAGCCAAGCAACGGGCUGGGCGUGCUGGCCGCACAGGGCCUGGGAAAUGUUACCGUCUAUAUACUGAGAGUGCAUACCGCAAUGAGAUGUCCCCAACAACAAUUCCAGAAAUCCAAAGGAUCAAUCUUGGACAUAUUACUCUCAACAUGAAGGCCAUGGGUAUAAAUGAUCUCUUGUCUUUUGAUUUUAUGGAUCCGCCUGCCCCUCAAGCCCUGAUUUCUGCCAUGGAACAGUUAUACAGUCUUGGAGCUCUGGAUGAGGAGGGCCUCUUGACUAAAUUGGAGAAAAUGGCAGAAUUUCCUCUGGAGCCACCACUGUAUAAAUUGGAUGUUGUGAGUGCAGGAAAGAAUUUCACCAAGAUUAGGAAGGCAAUCACAGCAGGAUUCUUUUUUCAUGCUGCUAGAAAGGACCCUCAAGAAGGCUAUAGGACGCUAGUUGAGAACCAGCCAGUGUACAUUCACCCCAGCAGUGCACUUUUCCAGAGACAACCGGACUGGGUCAUUUACCAUGAGCUGGUAAUGACCACCAAAGAGUACAUGCGAGAGGUAACAGUUAUUGAUCCUAAGUGGCUUGUGGAAUUGGCUCCAAGAUUCUUCAAAGUAGCAGAUCCUACCAAAAUGAGUAAGCGCAAGCGUCAAGAACGUAUUGAGCCACUCUAUGAUAGAUACCAUGAACCUAAUUCUUGGCGUUUGAGCAAACGACGUGCAUGAUGUACGGUUAACUUUGCUAUUUUCUUCAACUAGUUGUGGAAUUCAAGCUCAAAAGCAUAACGGAAUCCACACGGGUUACUAAAACAGGAAAGAAUUGUGGGAGUUAGGGUGAUAAAUUAAGUUGCGGCUCUUUUUUUUUUUCCAACAGAAGUUGCAUUUUGUCUGUGAUUGUCCUAACUGGCUACUGUCACAAGGAUUUAUGGUCGCAAGUGAAUAGACAGAACAAGGAUUGGAUGAUCCUCGGUGGUAUGAUCUAGUCUACUUCAUAUGUGCGUAUAUACAAGGAAUGGUUUUAAUUGGAGUUUCGUCAGAUAAAGGUAUUUCUCUCUUGUGCCUGCAAUAUCUUCUCUCGUGGUAAGAAACUCCUGGUUCAUAGUUUUGUUGUAAUUAAUUCUCUCACUGUGAUACGUGAUAUCUACUACCCCUUAUGCAACAUCAUCUUGGUUCUCAAUUGCA